Sclerotinia trifoliorum is the source of this 2622-nucleotide messenger RNA. The record is from the annotation of a GenBank genome assembly. NCBI's taxonomy places the organism in Eukaryota, Fungi, Ascomycota, Leotiomycetes, Helotiales, Sclerotiniaceae.
AUGUCCGAAUCCAGCACCCCACAUUCCCCUGUCAAAGUCACCUCAAUAGACACACCCCCGGCCACUACCUCUCUACAUGAUCAAAAAUCCACCAUACCCAGCCCUCCUUCCCCCAUCAUCCGAACCUCAAACCCGACAAAGUUUAAGAGGAAAUUAGCGUUAACACUUCAGUCACUUUAUGACGAGGACCACACUCUGCAAGUCAAAGUUAGAGAUGAGGAGAAAAUUGAACUUGGUUCUCCGUUAUGGGGUAAUGAGACGCUUGAAUGUAUUUCUGGGGAUGACUUGACAUCUGUAAAGGAUGAGGAAGUAAGAAUACUAGAAAAUUUGAGAGUUCAGGGUAUUGAAGAUAUCGAAGGGGACUUGGUGAAGGUAUUGACUUCAUCACCAGAGAUGAUUGCUAUUUCUGGCUCGGCUGAUAAAGAAUCGGAGAAGGUUUUGGAAGUAGCUUUAGAGCCGGCACUUACAGGAAUAGAGGAGUCCGGUCCAUUCGACCUUGAUGUCACAUCUCCAGCUAUCGCUGACCCCAUCGAGGCGCUUGGUAGUGCUAGCCCAACUACCCUAGCUGAUACGCAGAUGAAUGAAGUACCAAACACCAUCCUAGAACAUCCGGAGGAGAUAAAAAUCCGUCAUGAAUGGACUGGAACAUGUCAAUUUGAUCGAAUCACGGAGAUAUCCAUCGAUCUUCAAAAAGAAGCGAGUUCCCCCCCAACCUUCCUUUUUUUUCUUCAUCGCAUCAACUCAACUAACGAACUAACUAACCAACCAACCCUCCCACAGAACAAACUCGACAAUCUAAUCCUCUACCGCAAAGCACUUAUCCACGACAUGGCCCUCGCACCACACGACCCAUACUUCUACAUCGACCUCUCCCAACUCGACGCCAAACUCGCCUUUAGCGACACCUCAUCCCAAUACGCAUAUCGCGCACUUCUUCUCCUCCAAGCCGGUCUGCAAACCAUUACCCCCGCACAAUCUGCACUCUCGCGCUCAGUAUUCACAGCUAUUUCCUCACGACUCUGUACUUCCUCUAUCCCGAUUAUUAUGGAUGAAUUAAAUUGGAUGCAUGUUUGUGCUUAUCGGUGUUUAGUUCGGGGAUUAUUACAUUGCGCUGCUUUUUGGGAUGGGUUAACGGUGGUGAAAAUUGCAUUGGAGGAAUUUCCGCAUGAUGUGGAAUUAUUGCAUCUCAGAGGGAAUUUGCUUCAUUCUUUUAGGAAUAGACAUGAGGAAACGAUUCAAGAUGCAAAGGAUGCGAAUAUUCGCAAUAUUAUCGCAUCUAGUCGUCCUGGAUUGAUAUAUCAGAAGAAAUAUCCAUGGAUGGCUUCCAAACUUUUUGUUCGAACACCUCGUUUGGUCAGACAGGUUAACUCGAAAUUUGAAUCCUCAAAUGCGGAAGUCCGACCGGUGGUUUUUGGUUCGCCUGGUACUGCUUCUACUUUUAAAUUACUUUCGAGUCUUCCUAAACACGCGGAUGUCGGACCACUUGGUAUUUUCGCCAAGCGCGAUAUUGCUGAAGGCGAGUCUAUUUUAAUCGACAAGUCUUAUGCAUGUAUUUCGGAUAUUGCACCUUCGACUGGACAGUUUUGCGACGCGUGUCACGCUGCCCUUAUUCCACCUUUCAUGUUCCCAUCGCAGAUUGUUAGGCCAUCAUGCGGAUGUAAAGUAUCCUUUUGCUCUGAAGGCUGUCACAAUGUCGCCGUCAAAGGCUAUCAUAAAAUUCAGUGCGGUAUCGAUUUCAGCUGGCUGUAUAAUGCUGGCUCACAUCAAACUGAUUGGGACCCUAUCAUGUUUUUGCGCGUGAUCUGCAUUGUCCUCAGCACACCCGGCUGGUCGAAAGAUUCGAUACCACAGAAAAACCCUUUACAGCAUCCAUUGAUAGCAAGGUUAACAGCGAACUACGCCAGUAACGACAAACAAGCAACUAAUGGAUGUAAUUGGUCCUAUCAAGACAACAUCGUAUUACCAACACGCAUCCUCCUCGAUCUCGGCAUCGACAUUUACACCCCAGUCAAGAAGACGCACGCAGGAAAAACCAAGCUCUUCGCAAACAUAUGGACACCAGAACUCAUCCAAACAAUCUACUGGCGCAUGUUAAAUAACGCCAACACGAGCACAAUCAACAUAUCCGGCCUAUCCAUACCCAUUCGUUCCUCCACAUCUCCCAAUUCCAGAUUCGGUCAGGACACAAAUGCGCAUUUAAUCGUACUAAGUCCGAAUUAUAUAUUCUUCAACCACAGCUGCAGAAACAACGUAACAUGGAAAGGAACCUGUUUCAACGGCUCGGAAUACAUCUCCAUGCUCAUAAGCGGAGAAGGAAAAGAUCAAAAGGUCAUGAAACCGGGAAGUAGUAGUGUGAUUUGCAAGGCCGAUCGAGAUAUUACUGCAGGGGAGGAAUUAACGAUUAGUUAUCUUGGUGAUCCGAUGGGUGAUUACUCGGAAGGUGAUUAUUUUGAAAAUCAGAGGUUGGCUAUUGGGCAGGCAGAGAAUGGAUCUAUGAGUUCUUUUAGAUUGGAGGUUAGAUUGGCGUUGGUGAAGUGGUUUGGUGGUGAGGAUGGGUGUGGGUGUUUGCAAUGUGUGGAGGAAAAUGAACGGGGGGUGAUGCCUAGGAUGGAAAGGUUGUGA